Lutzomyia longipalpis is the source of this 1270-nucleotide messenger RNA. RefSeq names its product zinc finger protein 257-like. The record is from RefSeq and is a predicted model, not a curated record. Gene Ontology annotation, biological process: regulation of transcription by RNA polymerase II. Bases 144 to 1196 code for a protein of 350 amino acids. Gene Ontology annotation, molecular function: RNA polymerase II transcription regulatory region sequence-specific DNA binding; DNA-binding transcription factor activity, RNA polymerase II-specific. Lineage: Eukaryota; Metazoa; Arthropoda; Insecta; Diptera; Psychodidae. Gene Ontology annotation, cellular component: nucleus. The transcript has 5 exons.
AAGAUGUUUUUUAAUGCUGAAAUAGCUUAAAAUUAAUCCCAAUGUUGUGCUCAACGCAUGAGCCGCGUUUUGUCAAAAGCAGCUGGAAAAAUUCACUCUUCGGGAAUUUUUAGAAGCCGAAAAAACUCAAAGGAUAGGAAAGGAUGACGUGUAGAGAACUUCUGGAGGAUACGGUAGUGAUUGAAGAUAAUGAUGAUCAAGUGGAGGAAGUAAUAAGCAUAAAGGAAGGUAGCUUAAAUGCUUCUCCGGGAAUACCAGAAGUAGCUGAAGGUUCAAGCCCAGAAGAAAAUUUUGUAGAAGUUCUCAUGGAGUUUCCGCUGAAUGUUCAAAUCCAAACUGGCACAGAGUACCCGCCACAGUCAGAUGAUGAUCCUCUGCAGGACACAAAGGUACCAUCAGAGGAAGAGCAUUCAAAGUACAUUUGCCAAAUUUGCAAGGAAUCCUUUAAGACUGCAUCAGCACUGCUGGCACAUCGUGUCUCCCAUGCCCUGGAUGAGACAUUUCAGUGUCCUCGAUGUGCUGACUCCUUUGCCACUGAAUCCCAUCUCAUGGAGCACAUGAAGAGUCACAAGAGGGGUGAUGUGCUAUCCUGUCGUCUCUGUGGCAGUGCAUUCAACAAUACAAAUCUCGUGCGGCAGCACAUCAAGUUGAUACACCUUCAGCAUUUAACGACUCCUCCUGUGGCACCAUCAGGGGCACCUGCAGAGGAUAAUCCAAAGACUGAUGAAGUGAGGGAUUUGAGGAGUUCCCGACAACUUCAUUCCCGCUACUCAGGCAAGACGAUAAUUAGCCAUUUCCUGCAAUCACGUGCAGACGAACCCAUUCCAAUCCUUCCGCUCCUUGGACCAAAAAUACGAGGACAAAAAGGAAGGAAAAUUGUAUUCAAAUGUGAGUACUGCGGACGCAUCUGGGAUUGCAAGAGUAAACUGGAGAAGCACAAAGUAUCCCAUAGGGACGAUAGGCCACAUCACUGCUCGGAUUGUCUCAAAUCAUUCAAACUUCGUGAACAAUUGGCGGUUCACAGGGUAGUCCAUGCGACACAGAGAGCAAGAUAUCGAUGCUCAAUCUGUCAGGAAGCAUACUGUAACAUAUACGUCCUCCGCAGUCACCUCAAGAAGAAGCAUAAGAUAAGUCACACAACUCGCUAUGAGAGACGAUCUCUCUUCUACAUCACCGUCACUCCAGGAAAUACAUAGAAAUUGAUCUUUCAGAGAACAAGAGGAAGGAAGGAUUUCAUGAGAUUCUUGAAUAAAGCCCUUUGAAAUUAAAA